CUCGACAAGCGUUGAGGGCUUGCGAGAAGAGUAUAUCGGAAGCCGUGGCACGAUUAGACCCCUCUAGGUGGGGUAAGAUCAUCUAGUACCGAAGCCGACGGCCGGUCUGGUAGCCGUUGCAGGUUCCUGACAAGCCUCGCGGAAAACACCUGGCGCAUGCUGGAGUGAACUUCAAGAUGCCCCUCGACGAAGAAGGCGCCAAAUGGUCGUGCGAGCCAUGCAUUCGUGGCCAUCGAUCAUCAAAAUGUCAGCACUUUGAUAGAAUGAUGAUGAAAGUACCGAAAGCCGGUCGACCUCUUGCCAGAUGCCCACAUCCAAAAGGAACGUGUAGCUGUCAGAAAACAUAUGCUUUUAUGAUCCGGAUUCCGAAAGGUUCUGGUUGUUUGUGCAGACCAGUGUACCAGGUGCCUGCAGAUGCAGCUGGAUCUGUCUCCUCAACUCCCGCCACUCCAAUGCUAACGCCAUCAUCUGCGCCCAACAAAGUGCAAAAGUCCGGUAAACGACAGAUCAAAACAGCGCCAGAGAACCUGAACAAAGCGCUGAACUCCAUACCGGAGUUUGGGAAACAGUUGACCCAGACCCAGAAUGAAUUCCUCAACAAUCCCAUCUCGUACACUACUCAGGAUGGGGAACCGAGCGAGCCAUAUACUACAGCGACCCAGGACUCGAAAGCGUUGAACGACAGCAUUUACCAUGUAUCUGAAAACCUUCAAGACGUAACAGUGCCAGAACCAAAAAGUUGUUGCUCUCGUGCACAAAAGCCAACUGUAUCAACUCUAACCCCGGAAGCCCAGCGUUCUUGCUGCGCGAAACCUAAACCAACAUCUGAGGUUGAAUGCCCUAACGGCACUCAGAAUGGAAAAUCGGUUGGACCCCAAUCAUCGAGUUCCAUUGGAAACGCAACACCAUUCUCCCCCUUCGCCAAUCCUCAAGUUUUUAAUUGGCAAAAUUUGCAAACAGUGAAGCGGGACCCGAACUUGUCUUCGUCGUCUCUGUUUCAGAUUCACCAACCACUUUCAUCAAUGGUCCCUGAGUAUUUGUCCCACUACAACCAAACUUCGCUGGAGAUAUCACUUCACGCAUCCUCCUCGAAUGAAACCGAGUUGCCUCAAGCAUUGAUGCCACCGCAGUUCCCAGAGCUUACAGAACAUCUCAAUCUUUUGUCUGCAGCAGCGGAGGAUGGUGAUGUCAACCAUGAGUGUUAUUGCGGUGAUAACUGCCAAUGCUUAGGCUGUGCUUCCCAUCCGUUUAACAACACGACCCAGCAGCAUGUACGAGAAAUGGGACUCUUGGUAGCCUUGAACGAUGAUGAGCAAGGCCUAGAAAGCCCAUGCAGUCGUCAAAACUCUCCUUUACUGGGUCAACAACCGGUGUUUUCUCCACUGCAAUAUUCGUAUACGAACUUCGGACAUCCAUCUGAUAAUCUUGUGCAACAACUGGGAACGCAUCCCUUGCAGAGCGGUACACCGGGCAGUCUCAGCGGUGGUUACACAACUCCUUCCACAAAUUACCUCCCGAGUCAACACAUGAUGGAGCCCUCCGAGUACUACACCCUCGAAUAUCCAAUAGGGCUUCCCAGUGCUUGCUCCGACAUGACGGGUAGUUGCCAAUGCGGGAACGAUUGUACUUGUGAAGGAUGCCUCACGCAUAGUGGGCAUAACGGCUAUGCAGUGGCGCCCGGGACAUCCGAAAAACAGAGCUGGGACAACGCAGACUUCCCAAAUUUAGCGGCGGAUGGGGCGAUGCCUGGCACAUCGGAGAUGUCUACACUUGAGAAUGUAUUCGUGCCCUCACAUUCCAUGCUGUGAUGUGCCUCUCAUCUGGACUGACCUGAGCCUCACUCCUCCCCCUCAACAGCAGAGGGCCUGCCUUCUGAACAAUCACCUGCAUCAGAUGUGCU
Aspergillus saccharolyticus JOP 1030-1 is the source of this 1900-nucleotide messenger RNA. RefSeq names its product putative copper-activated transcription factor GRISEA (gene mac1). Lineage: Eukaryota; Fungi; Ascomycota; Eurotiomycetes; Eurotiales; Aspergillaceae. Gene Ontology annotation, biological process: positive regulation of transcription by RNA polymerase II; intracellular iron ion homeostasis; intracellular copper ion homeostasis. Gene Ontology annotation, cellular component: nucleus. The record is from RefSeq and is a predicted model, not a curated record. Gene Ontology annotation, molecular function: RNA polymerase II cis-regulatory region sequence-specific DNA binding; DNA-binding transcription factor activity, RNA polymerase II-specific; copper ion binding. The transcript is spliced from 3 exons. The coding region runs from base 177 to 1808 and encodes 543 amino acids.